Clonostachys rhizophaga is the source of this 2736-nucleotide messenger RNA. Lineage: Eukaryota; Fungi; Ascomycota; Sordariomycetes; Hypocreales; Bionectriaceae. The record is from the annotation of a GenBank genome assembly.
AUGAAUAGACCAACGCCACUGCCCGGACGGCCUCGAGGCGACUAUGGCCGCGAGCAAGCAGAGAGGGACAGGCAGCUCAACGAAGAGGCUACGCGGUCGCAGGACGACAACCGGGAAAAGUUUGAUAUCAUGCUGCACGACAACUCUGUCGAUGGGUUGGGAACAGGGAGGGAUGUUGUUUGUGGAGGAGGAGCCGCACCGGAUCCGGCCGACCAGGAGACAUGGCACUGGAAUCUAUCGGUCAACGAUCCUACUCAGCGGGACGAAUAUGCUCUGGACUCUCUGCGAGUGAUGACUGGCCACAGUUUGUGUGUCGUCUGCAAAGAUACUCUCAACUACUACUGCCACUACAUUGACGAGCGCAACAACCUGACGACUCAGUGGGACUCGGACGUGGCGUUCCCUAUGAAAAAUAGCGUCCUCCACCACGGAUCCCUUUGGCCGCUACAUGUCUUUGCAAAUAUAGUCGAGCCGUACUGUAUCAUCUGCGCGGAUAUUUGGGACAAGAUUGACGCGACCUAUCCGAACCUGAUAAAGGACUUCUAUUUCAACUACCAGAUCGAGUGCUGUUGGCCUCGAAGGCCGAGUCGGACGGAGGAGCACAAGAUGUGGUUCUUGAUGGUCAACCCAUCCAAGGAGAAGGACCCCUUGUGGAAUUGGCAGCCCGUUCUGAGGUUAAGUCUCUGGCCAAAGGCACAAUUCGGUCAUCAUUUCGAGCAUCAGCAACAUAACAUUCAGACACGUGGCCCCUGGGAUGUCUGCGCUGACGAUAACACCAACGAUGCCAUGUCCACUCGAAGCCUUGCUCUGGACUGGCUAGCACGCUGCCAGGAGAAUGCCAACGGACAGCAUACUCUCUGCAAUGCGCAAGGUGAGUUUGUCCCAACUCGGCUGCUGGAUGUGCGAAAAGCCCUACAGACCGGAAGGGUGUGCCUUACCUUGACAGAGGCCUUGGACUCAUGCGAGUACGUCACUUUGAGUCAUUGCUGGGGCUCAUGGGGCGCAGAGCACAACCCAGUGUUGUUGACCAACAACUUGACAGCUAGACAGACCGAUGGAUUGGCCUGGGAUGCACUUCCGCAAACGUUUCAAGAUGCCUUUAAAGUUGCUUCCUGGUUUGGCUGGGACUGGCUGUGGAUAGACUCACUCUGCAUUAUCCAGGAUUCUGAAGAAGACUGGAAAAGACAGGCAACAAUGAUGGACAAAGUCUAUCAAAAUUCACAAAUAAACAUCUCAGCCGAUAGUCGUGCCGGUUGCUUCUCCCCUCGUGAUGAGGAUGAUAUAAAACCACUAGAGCUCUCGUCCGGGGAGGAUGGUCCAUGGCAAGUUACCACAGACAACUCAUUCGCUUGGAUGAAGUCUGCAACCUCGCUAUCCAGGGCAUGGAUCCACCGGGAGAGACAGUUGUCGAGAAGAAUCCUCCACUUCACCGACCAGGAGCUCGUGUGGGAGUGCUGCGGACUGGGUAACACCGGCUUUGCUAGCGAGACAAUGCCUGGAGGCGCCCCGUUCGAGCGAGUAUUUGGGGGUGACGUCAAGUUUCAGAUCAAGUUGAGCGAAGCUGGCGGUAGUGGGGAUAAGGACCGGCUUGAUCGAAUAUAUCAACUGUGGAACUCAACCUGCGAGGGUCUGUCAAAAAAGUCGGUUACUUUUGCAACAGAUUUACCCAUCAUCUUGUCCAGCCUAGCCAAGGAGGUUCACCGUAUGAUUCCCGACGACGAAUACGUCUGCGGGCUAUGGAAAUCGACCCUUCCAGAGAGUCUCAAUUGGUGGACACCUCAUAGCAGACCAGACGACCUGGUUUUCGUGGCGCCGUCGUGGUCGUGGCUGAACGUCGCGGUGCCCGUGCACAUGGCCACGCACAACCAGGCCCAGCACAACCUACCAGUGGCGGAGGUCCUCGAUGCUGUUGUCGACCUCGACUCCGACCCGUAUGGAGCAGUGACCAAAGGCGACCUACACAUGAGAGGGUACCUGAGGCGGGUACAUUUCUACUUUAUCGAACGUUCUCGUUUCGUACUCAGUGUGAUUGAAGAAGAGAAUGGCGAGGAUCGCAUACGCCUCAUUGGUCCGGACUGGAAUCAAGAAGAUGGACAAGUAUGCCAGCUCACGAUUGACGGUCUCAUCCGACUGGAGAAUCAAGAACACGAAUGCUACGCCUUCUUCACCACCAUUGCAGAGCGGGGCCAGGAUCUGCAGUCUUGUACUAGAAAUCUGUCGUGUCUCCUACUGGAUGCCGUAGAUGGUAGAGACAACACAUACAGCAGAUUUGGGUCAAUCAAUAACCUAUGUGACGAGUUCAGCUUCAGCCUGCGGUACAUGGUGAUUGGCGGGGCCGAAUUGGGCGUUUCACGACAGUCGUACGUUCCCAUCGACUACCGGGGACCGGAUGCUGUGGAGCAACCAGUCACGGAGCAGACCAUCCCUAGUAUCUGGGACCUCAUGGCACGGUUCAUCAGGAGGCACCGGUGGGGUUUGAUGCUGUGGAAGAAGAUAUUGGAGGAUGAAGCGAAGCGACUCGAGAGGGGCAGUGGAGACGUUGAGAACGGAUCUAAAGGUGACUCUCAGGACGGAUCCAAGGAGGAGCCCGAGGAGAGACCUGAAGAUGGCUCUCAGCAUGAAUCUGAGGAAGAAUUCACCCAAAUUCAAUCGCCAGCAAGCACAGACAACGACAGCUCCCACUCAGCGGUGGCCGAUUCGCAGGCAGGCUUUGAAAACCCACGCCAAAGCAGUUAG